AUGAAUUACUUAACUGCUGUCGCCAUUCUGCUGUCGCUUGGAUAUUGUGCAGCUUUCUCUAACGCUGCUUCUUGCAAUGAAGAUGAGAAUCUACGUUGUUUCUGUCACUGUAACGAAAGAAGAAGAAUACCCACCAAUCAAAUAAAACAGGUCACAAUCUUUCCCAGCAGUGCAAGAUGCAAACAUACAGAAAUCAUGGUGAUAAUUAAAUCUGAUAAUCGAAUCUGUGUGCAGGUGACGGCUCCUUGGGUGAAGAAACUCAUUGAUUAUUUAUUGGAAAAUUCAGCAGCAGAGAAUAUAUCUUAAAGUGAUUCAGUGUUACCAGAUUCAGGCUCACUUAUUUAUCACAUGUACAUCGAAACAAGUGAAAUGCUUGUUUAUGUCAACAACCAACACAUCCUAAGGAUAUGCUGGGACAGUCCACAAAUGUUGCCACGUUUUCCAGUGCAACAAAAAAAAAAUCCUUUGGUGGUGAAAUGUUCUUUAUUGAUACAACUGCCUUCAUUGCUGCAAACUGAUUAUAAUUCUGGGAACAUGUUAUAUGUCCAAUAUAAAUUGA
Messenger RNA from Mobula hypostoma (lesser devil ray), 559 nucleotides. Its product is annotated as interleukin-8-like. Gene Ontology annotation, biological process: immune response. NCBI's taxonomy places the organism in Eukaryota, Metazoa, Chordata, Chondrichthyes, Myliobatiformes, Myliobatidae. The record is from RefSeq and is a predicted model, not a curated record. The coding region runs from base 1 to 306 and encodes 101 amino acids. The transcript has 3 exons. Gene Ontology annotation, molecular function: chemokine activity. Gene Ontology annotation, cellular component: extracellular region.